AUCUGUCACUCAUCCUCAUCCUCUGAACUCAAAGCAUCAACAAUGGCAGCCAUGGCCACCUCCACCCUCACCUCCAAGCCCCAAACCCGAUUCCUUCACCACUCCUUCAAUGGCAUUCCUCUCCUCUGUCGCGUCCCCAGAUCCCUCUCCUACUCUCCCUACUCUCCAAACCUCUCCAUCUCUGCCUCUGCUUCAUCAGACUUGAACUCUUUCCGCUUUGAACCGAUCAAGGAAUCCAUCGUCGCCCGGGAGAUGACUCGUCGGUACAUGACCGACAUGAUCAGCCACGCCGACACCGACGUGGUCAUCGUCGGGGCCGGCUCCGCUGGCCUCUCCUGCGCUUACGAGCUCAGCAAGGACCCCUCCGUCCGGGUCGCUAUUGUAGAACAAUCUGUCUCUCCCGGCGGUGGUGCCUGGCUUGGCGGUCAGCUCUUCUCCGCCAUGAUCGUCCGCAAGCCCGCCCACCUCUUCCUCGAUGAGCUUCAAAUCCCGUAUGACGAACAGGAGAACUACGUCGUCAUCAAGCACGCCGCUCUCUUCACCUCUACGAUCCUUAGCCAGAUCCUCGCCCGUCCCAAUGUUAAGCUUUUCAACGCCGUUGCAGCGGAGGAUUUGAUCGUCAAAGAAGGGAGAGUUGCUGGCGUGGUGACGAACUGGGCACUAGUGUCUAUGAACCAUGACAUGCAAUCUUGCAUGGAUCCUAACGUCAUGGAAGCCAAGGUUGUGGUGAGCUCUUGCGGGCAUGACGGACCAUUCGGUGCGACUGGUGUCAAAAGACUGAAGAGCAUCGGAAUGAUUGAUUCUGUCCCUGGGAUGAAGGCUCUUGACAUGAACACGGCCGAGGACGCCAUUGUUAGGCUCACCAGAGAGAUCGUUCCUGGUAUGAUUGUCACUGGGAUGGAGGUUGCUGAGAUCGAUGGUGCUCCAAGAAUGGGUCCGACGUUUGGAGCGAUGAUGAUAUCGGGGAAGAAGGCGGCACAAUUGGCUUUGAAGGCGCUGGGGAGGCCGAAUGCUAUCGAUGGAACGUUGCCGGCCGAGCCUGUGCACCCGGAGCUCAUAUUGGCGGCGGAUGACGCUGAGGUUGCCGAGGGUUAGAAUGGAUUAGUUGCUAAGAGUCUUGGAAAAAUGUUGAGAUUUAAUAAAGUUGUGUUUUUAUAUGUCUUUGACGUUUUUU
Dioscorea cayenensis subsp. rotundata (Guinea yam) is the source of this 1174-nucleotide messenger RNA. Its product is annotated as thiamine thiazole synthase 2, chloroplastic-like. NCBI's taxonomy places the organism in Eukaryota, Viridiplantae, Streptophyta, Magnoliopsida, Dioscoreales, Dioscoreaceae. The record is from RefSeq and is a predicted model, not a curated record. Gene Ontology annotation, biological process: thiamine biosynthetic process.